Molecule: messenger RNA, 2706 nt
Organism: Anopheles maculipalpis
Lineage: Eukaryota; Metazoa; Arthropoda; Insecta; Diptera; Culicidae
Exons: 5
Coding region: 29-2677 (882 amino acids)
Biological process (GO): proteolysis
Molecular function (GO): serine-type endopeptidase activity
Source: RefSeq, a predicted model, not a curated record
UACGAGUGUUGAAGCAGCUGGCUGUAAGAUGAGUUAUGUGCGCCACACCACCGCCGCAGUCGCCGUCUGCCUGCCAGUUCUUGUGAUCAUCCUAUGGGUGCCAGCAUUAGAGUCUUACAGUAUUCCUCAGCAACAGUCCACACCGGUAUUCGGUGGCAGUUUACAGAUACGACCCAUAGCAUCCUCGAUCGAUCGAGCCAACUACGACGAUAAACAUUACACACCAAGGAAGUUACAAUCGCCCAAAUCGCAACUGUUUAUACCGGACCAGUCACCGGCAGCCGGCAACGGUUUCGUCGGCUCGUCCGAACACGAUGCAUCGAUCGAUCGUAGCUACCGGAAGGUGAAGAAGGUGGUCGUAAAGCAUCGGCGUCAUCCGGUGCCGCGACGAAUAAAGCCCGGUUGGAACCAUCGGAAGCGUCGGUUUAAUCCGCAUGUCUUUACGCCGUUCACAAAAUGGGGCCCGUGCGAUCACUACUGCCACCAGAAGCGGGAGCGGUAUUGCAUUGCCAAGCGCAAAUGUGGCAACCACAUCCAGACGGAGGAACGGAUAUGUCCCAAGAGCAUUUGUGUCCCGCUGCACAUUCCACCGAUCCCGACUGUCCACAUCGAGGAUACGAAGGAGGAGCAUCAUUCAUCGGCACUUCCGCUGAAUCAGUUCACGAUCGUUAACUUCGAUGGACAUGUGCAGAAGCAGUUGCAGCAGCACGGUAAAAAAAAGCAGAAAAUUAUCAUCCAGGAGGAAGACGAGCUGGACGAUUCGGACAGUGACACCGAUUAUGUGGUACUGAAAAGUCCGUCCUCCUCGAAGUAUCCCGCGUUUCAUCGCAAGGAAGAACUCCUAUCGCAGAUGAUCAAGGGCAAACCGCUGCUGAUCAAUUUGGACGAUUUCGACGACAAGCGUAUUCUUUCGCCCACAUUAUCGCUUGCACCGCACUAUGACAAUGGCUAUGAAACGGCCUCCCAUAAGUUUGUAAAGUAUCCCAGACAUCAACAACCGCACCAGUAUCAUCUGCCCCGAAGGCAACCGUCGAAGUUGAGUGAUUAUUUUGAGGAUUAUUACGAUCAUCUGUAUCGUGAUGGGACGGGCUUUUCUAACCGAAAGGGUGAAGAAUAUCCCGAAACUGGCGAGCAGGAAGAAUGGCGUCCAAUUGUUCCAGUGACGAAUGGGAGUAAACAUCCAGGAUCGCAACGGUUAGAUAGGAAUUAUGGUUCCAUUUUUCAACACACUACCGAGACGGUUGAGGAAAAGUUGAUGAAUGAUUCCACGAGUACGCAGAAGUAUAAACAGCUGUUGGAAUCUUUUUCCACUGCGACUACGGACAUGGGCGAAGGUCGCCAUGCGAAGCGUGAAGUUGAGGAAGAAUCAUCCGAAUCGAUCGAAGACGAAGAACAGUUGGGAAGGAUGCUCAAGUCGGGACCUGCGGGCUUUGCGCAAAGGAAAGCACGUGAGAAGGCUGUCUUCGAGAUGCCCCGGAAGGUGGAGAACCCAUACACAAAGUGGAGCAAGUGGACCAAGUGUACGGCCAAGUGCACAACGAGACGGCUGAAACGCUGUCGAAUACCUUCUUUCUGUGGCAACGAUGUCAUUCGAGAAAUCGCAUACUGUUACACGGAGGGAAGCUUCUGCGAGGAGUGGAUCGGGAACCAGCUGUACCAGAACAGUCGCAACAUCAUUCUACCAUCGGCGAUUCCACCCUCGACGACCACUACGACCACAACGACGACAACCACCACAACAACGCCCCGACCCAGCAGACCGAGAAGACCACAUCCGAAUGGAUUAGGCCGAAGCGAUACCGGCAUAUCCCUGCCGUCCACGCUUUCGGCCCAGAUAUUCUCCAACCGCCGCGGUGUACUGCAACCAGAGUACAUGCCACAGCAGCUGACCUGCGGUUUGCCCAUGGUGCGUGACAAACCAAAGAAGAACUAUCUCAACAAUAUGCUGCGAAUCAUCGGCGGUAAAACGAGCCGCCGUGGACAGUGGCCUUGGCAGGUGGCUAUUUUGAAUCGUUUCAAGGAGGCUUUUUGUGGCGGAACGUUGGUGUCUUCCCGAUGGAUUCUAACCGCGGCUCACUGCGUGCGAAAGCGUUUGUUUGUGCGGCUUGGCGAACAUAAUCUUCAGCAAUCGGACGGUACGGAGAUUGAAUUUCGCGUGGAGCUAAGUAUAAAACAUCCCCGGUAUGACAAGAAAACGGUCGACAAUGAUGUAGCGCUGUUGAAGCUCCCGCGAGAAGUGGAACGAUCAAACUUUAUUGGUUAUUCGUGCCUGCCGGAACGCUAUCAGGCCCUUCCAACCGGGCACACGUGUACCAUCAUCGGAUGGGGCAAGAAACGCCACAACGAUGAUGCUGGUACGGACAUUCUGCACGAGGCGGAAGUACCGAUCGUACCGAAUGAACGGUGUCGAGCCGUAUACCACGAUUACACCAUCACGAAAAAUAUGUUCUGUGCCGGACACAAACGUGGCCGGAUAGACACGUGUGCCGGAGACUCGGGUGGACCGUUGCUGUGCCGGGAUGCUACCAAGCUAAACAGUCCCUGGACCAUCUACGGUAUUACGAGCUUCGGUGAUGGCUGUGGAAAGCAGAACAAGUUUGGCAUCUACACCAAGGUGCCAAACUACGUCGAUUGGAUCUGGUCCGUAAUAAAUUGCGAUGGAAAUUGUCGAACGUGAGAGCUCCACUGAAUUAACUUAUUAGCACC